Molecule: messenger RNA, 990 nt
Organism: Penicillium waksmanii
Lineage: Eukaryota; Fungi; Ascomycota; Eurotiomycetes; Eurotiales; Aspergillaceae
Gene: tif34
Product: translation initiation factor eIF3 subunit i
Exons: 5
Coding region: 1-990 (329 amino acids)
Biological process (GO): cytoplasmic translational initiation
Cellular component (GO): cytoplasm; eukaryotic translation initiation factor 3 complex, eIF3m
Molecular function (GO): translation initiation factor activity; protein binding; RNA binding
Source: RefSeq, a predicted model, not a curated record
AUGCGCCCUAUUUUGCUGUCGGGCCAUGAACGGUCCCUGACUCAGAUUCGUUUCAACCGCGAUGGCGAUCUCCUUUUCUCCGUCUCCAAAGAUAAGAUUGUCUGCGCCUGGUGGUCCGCCAACGGCGAGCGUCUCGGAACGUACAACGGUCACCAGGGUGCUGUUUGGACCGUCGAUGUCAGCCCCAACACCGUCCUUCUCGCUACCGGCUCCGCCGACAACACCACUGGUGAAUGCGUGAAGGUUUGGGACUUCCCUACCGCCGUGAAGCGGGUCGCUUUCUCCCCGGAUGGAAGCAAGCUGUUGGCUGUGACGGAGAAGCGUAUGGGUUUCCUGGGUACGAUCGUUGUGCUGGAUAUCAACUAUGGCGAGAACUUGGAGGAUCAGGCCGCCGAGCCUUCCCUGAAAAUUACUUGCGAGGACAGCAAGGCGACAGUGGCGGGAUGGAGUUUCCUCGCCAAGUAUAUCAUUGCCGCGCACGAAGACGGCAGUGUCAGCCAGUACGACCCUAAGACUGGUGACCAGCUGCUCAACGUCCAGGUCCACGAGUUCGACUCCCAGAUCAACGACAUCCAAUUCUCCCCCGACCGCACCUCACUCCUCACCGCUUCCAAGGACAAGUCUGCCAAGCUCCUGUCCGUUCGCGACCUCAACAUCCUCAAGACCUACCCCGCCGACACUCCCCUCAACUCCGCCUCCAUCACCCCCAAGAAGGACUACGUGAUUCUGGGUGGUGGUCAAGCAGCCAUGGAUGUCACAACCACCUCCGCCCGCCAGGGUAAAUUCGAGGCCCGCUUCUACCACAAGAUUUUCGAAGACGAGAUUGGCCGUGUCCGUGGUCACUUCGGUCCCCUUAACACCAUCGACGUCCACCCCGCCGGUACCGCGUAUGCCUCCGGUGGUGAGGACGGUUACGUCCGUAUUCACCACUUCGACAAGUCCUACUUCGACUUCAUGUACGAGGUUGAGCGGGAGCAGAUGCGGAAGUGA